CAUUGUUUCAAUAUCGUUUGUGACUUUGCGCUGUUCGUUUCGUUUGAGAAUCCAUAAAAUUAUUCGAGCAGUGCAGUCAGAAGCAACAGGUGUGAGCAAACUAAUUUCAUUUCAUUUCGUGAUGGAAAACUUUACAAAAGUAUUUUUGGCAUGGGGAAUUUUGGCUGUUGUUGUCGCCCUGCAGGUGAGCAGCACACCUGCCCAGGAAGCUCUAGCAACUCCAAUGACGGCAGCCGAGCCAGAACCCGAACCCGCGUCGUCCCAGCCACAAGGUCAAGGCACAAGCUGGUUUGACAACGCCGUCUCAUCCGUCUCAUCGGCUGCGAAAACUGCUGCAAAAAAUUUGGAAGAGGCUGGCAAGAAUUUCGCAAGUGUGGUCAGCAACAAGACAGAAUCCGCCAGAAAGACGAUAUCCGAACAGAUGGACACGGUGAAAAGUGUGGUCAGUGAGAAGACGGAGUCCGCCCGAAAAACGCUGUCCGAGGGGAUGGAAAAAGUUAAGGAUGCCGUGAGCGGUGCCGUGCAAAGCAUUAAGAACGAAGUCCAACCAGCCUUGACCAAUGCGACGACGACAAUCACAGCGGACAACAAUAACGCCACGGCAGCAGCAGCAGCAACUUAAAGAACGCUCCAUUUGACCACACGACAAAAGCACAAAUUAUUUGUACAUACAUAAAUACUUUUAAUACGUUAAAAAUCUAAAUUCUAAUCUAACGUAGAUCUAAAACUUUUAAUAAAAGAACUUGUUCCAUGAAAUUGGCAUUGAAAUGUUUCUCUCUUAUUGGGAAACAUGCAACAUGAAACUACAUAAUUCAAUUGUUAAUUUAUUUAACUCCUAAUUUGACGCAAUUCCGCUUUUGAGUAUGAAACUGAACCCCAAAAAGUGUCACGCAUGGUAUGUUAUAAAAUUAGGGCCAAUUUUGUUUUUCAGUUUAUUCAUCUUGCUCAAAGAGUUUGUUGAGACGAGCUUCAAAAUCGGUAAAAUGAAGAUUGCUAUUUUUCUCUUGUUUGCUUUAGUCGUGGCGUUCGCCAACCUGGACACGACCAGUGCUCAAGGAGAGGGAACUGAAGCUCCGGCCACCGAAAAGUCUCCGAGCGGUACGAAGAAACCAGGAGGAUUUAUGAACAAGAUUAAGAAUGGCCUAAAGAAAGCUGCGGAAGGGAUCAAGGAAGGGUUCAAGGAGGGGGCAGCAGGGAUCCAGAAGGGGGCAGAAAAGUUAAAAAAGAAGGUCAAGGGUUGGAUAAAUGGCAAGAAAAACGGGACAACAACAUCGUCAUCUCAAGUUUCAGGCCCAUAAUUGCAUCAUUCUCAGAAAAUGUUGCAAAAUUUGCAAAAUCAGUCUUGUAACGCACGAAUUUAAUAAAUUGUCUUGUAUCGCAGA
Molecule: messenger RNA, 1382 nt
Organism: Folsomia candida
Lineage: Eukaryota; Metazoa; Arthropoda; Collembola; Entomobryomorpha; Isotomidae
Exons: 3
Coding region: 122-622 (166 amino acids)
Source: RefSeq, a predicted model, not a curated record